AUGCCCAACGGCGACGGUACCAUGAUGAGCAGCACACAAGUCGAGCAAAUCUCGGCCGAGGAAAAAAUGAUUCGGGUACAAAUGGAUGACCUCUCACGUAUUCGAAAAGAAAUGGUCAAUUUCAAAAAGACAAUCCAAGAACAACGCACGAAACGCCUUCUCCAUCGUCGUUUAAAACGUAUUGAAGCAUUGCGCGUCGAAAUUGUCGGCCGUCACCGAAAAAUCGUUCAAUUUAGCGUCGAUCAAUCCGACGAUUAUUUCACGGAGGAGAUUUUUGACUUGUUCGAAAAUGAAUAUCUUGAAGUGGUCGCCGCAAUUGAGACCAUGAUUGAUGAAAUGUAUCCCGACUCCGAAUCCGUUAAUCAAACAAAUUCCACGUCGGCAACUGAACAACCAAUUGAAACGAUAGCUCGUCAAGUCACUUACAAUAUCACUAACGACGUUCCGUUCAAAUUACCCGAAUUAACUAUUCCAACUUUCGAUGGUGAAUAUCGCGAUUGGCCCGCGUUCUACGAUGCAUUUUUGCAAAUACAUAAUCAUCCAAAAUUGACUACCAAUCAAAAAUUCACCUAUCUCAAGGUCGCACUCAGUCCGCGAGUCAAAACGUUCAUCGGUUGGUUGGACAUCACCGCCGAAAAUUACGAAGAAACGCUCGCCGAGCUGAAAAAGCGGUACAACAGUAAACGCGUUCUUUUCAAUAGCCACAUGGAUCAUUUCAUGAAACAACCACAGCUCGCUCAAGAAUCACCCGAUGGAUUUCAAUUAUUGCACGAUGUUUCAAGGUCAUGUCAAAUGGCGUUUCGCAAACUCGACAUUUACUCCGAAGAGUGUGGUGCAUUUCUCGCCUAUUUAAUAAUCGCUAAAUUACCGCAUUCAAGUCGAAUCGAAUGGGAGAAAGAGCUUGGCAAAUCGACUGACAUCCCAACUUUGGAACAAAUUCUUGAUUUCCUUGAUACACGUUUCCGUACUUUGGAAGCGGUUUACCCUCAAUCAAAGAAAAACUCACAUAAACCGUCUCCAUCUCAAGCAUCAAUUUCCAAUCGGAAAGAAAUAAAAUCAUUUCACGUCGCUUCGAAAGGUCUUUCGUGCCCAAUGUGUUCACAAUCACAUGCAUUGCGCAAAUGUUCCCGUUUUCUUCAAAUCGGUCCCCAUGAGCGAAAAUCAUUCGUCGACAAAUCAAAGUUGUGCGUCAAUUGCUUAGGCCAUUCUGCUGAUACCGCUUGCUCGAGUACACGAACGUGUUUCACUUGCGGUGGGAAGCAUCACACUUUGCUGCAUUUCCACAAAAUAACGAAUCAAGUCUCUUCAUUCAAUCCGAGAGCAACGACGUUUCAACCCAAUGCACAAACCGUACCCAAUGUAGCGAAUACAACGAGCACGACCGCUGCAGUUAAUUUAGUGAGUGCAAGUUCAAAAACCAUUCUACUCACUACGGCUCUUGUCGAUGUACCUGAUAUUAACGGUCAACUCAUUCGCCUCCGAGCAUUAGUUGAUCAAUGCUCACAACAUUCUAUCAUCACAACACGAGCCGCACAACGAUUAAAACUUCGUUCAAUACCUAUUUGUGUUGGUAUUCGUCCAAUGGGAGAAACUCAAUACAAAAUUGCAAAUAAAGGUUUAAAUCUCGACAUUCAUUCCAUCGUUGACAAAGAUUAUUCCAUUCAAACAACCGUCGCGAUAAUUCCAACGAUUUCUACCGAUUUGCCACUUUUCCCCGUGAAAACCAACGAAUGGCCACAUCUUCAAUCAUUGCCAUUGGCCGAUCCGUCGUAUGCAACACCCGGUCAAAUUGAUUUAUUGCUCGCCGGUGAAGUGUAUUUCAGCAUCGUUCAAAGUGGCAUAUGCAAAGGUCAAGAAGGUGAACUGGUUGCCAUCAACACAUCACUUGGAUGGCUUUUAGGUGGCGAAUUAUGUCAACAAAAACAUGUGACUGCCAUGCCA
Messenger RNA from Sitodiplosis mosellana (orange wheat blossom midge), 1941 nucleotides. RefSeq lists its product as uncharacterized. The transcript has a single exon. The record is from RefSeq and is a predicted model, not a curated record. Lineage: Eukaryota; Metazoa; Arthropoda; Insecta; Diptera; Cecidomyiidae. The annotation marks the transcript as partial.